Paramecium octaurelia is the source of this 1037-nucleotide messenger RNA. Lineage: Eukaryota; Ciliophora; Oligohymenophorea; Peniculida; Parameciidae. The record is from the annotation of a GenBank genome assembly.
AUGAAAUCACUUGAAGCAAGUGAAGAUAAUGUAUAAAAAUAUUGUAAAUGUAAUAUAUUCAUUUAUAAUCAUAGGUGAUGAGAGAUGGCAAGAAGGAAUAUUCUAAGCAGAAGGAAUUGAAUAAAGAUAAAGAACUUUAAAAAAGACCAAUUUUCUUGUACAAUACACUAAAGAUAGAUGGAUACAUUAUAUUUAAGAUGGAUGUAUACUAAGAAAGUAAUGUUAAUAUUAUCUUUAGAGAUAGAGCGUUAUCGAGUAAUUUAUAGCCAGAAAUCUAUAAGAAUUUAGAGCAUGUUAAAUAUCUUAGAUGGAAAGGAGAAUAUGAAGGGAAUUAAAAAAAGGUAGGAAAGUGGAACGCAUUUUGGAGAGGUGAAAAUAUAAAAGUUGGAGGAUUUUAUAAUGAAAAUGGUUUGAAAUAAGGAAAAUGGGUUGAGCAAUUUCUAAAUUACUUUGAGUAACUGUUUUGCUUUGAAAGCAGUAUUUCUUAGGUCACUUAUUCAGGAUACUAUAAUAAAGGUGUAAAAAUGGGAGAGUGGACUUGUUAUCUAUAUGAUAAACAAAUGUAGAUUAAUACAUUAAUUUUAGAGCAAGUGGUAUUUAUAAUUAAUAUGGAUAAAAAAAUGGGAUUUGGGUUGAGCUACAUGAUAAUUUUAGUAUGUAUGAUCAAAGUAAUUUAUUAAAGUGAUCAAAUGGUAACAUUUGUUGGGGAAUACGAUAAUGGAGUUAAAUUUGGAAGAUGGAAUAUAUUCUUUCAAUCCAGUUUCUAUUAUGAAAGACAGUUGAUGUAAUAUAUCAAAAUACUUGAUAAUAGAGGUGGAGGAGAUUAUAAUGAAAAGGGAUUGAAAAAUGGAUUUUGGAUAGACAUUUAUGAAAAUUAUAAUCAGUUAUACCGUUAAGUUUAUUUUAUUAUUAGUGAAUAUGAAAUCUNUAUUAUUAUAUUUUUGAAUAAAACACAUAAGAAUUUUAAUAGAUUAUUAUUUUCAAACCUUUAUUAUGAUUCUAAUUAUUUUCCAAAAUAUGUAAAUCUUUAAUCAUGA